ACCUUAUAUUAUUAUGUUUAGUGGUAAAACAUAUUUAAGACUUUGAUCAUUUUCAAUGGCAUGGAGAUGCAGUAAUUUCUGAAAAUAACUUCUGCAUAACGAAAUCAAAGUCAGAUUGAAAAAUAAAUAAAAAAUCAUUGGGAACAACCAUCAUUUCAUAAGUGAUUUUGGACUUUCUGGCUUUACAGAAAAAGUAUAGAGUCUGAUUAUCAUUAGAAUAAGUUUACAGAGUAAUUGAAUUGCAAAGGCACCACUGUCUUUGGCUGUUCAUGAUUGCAUUUUGUUACGAUAUACUUACAUUUCUCCGUACAAAUGUGAAUUGGAAUAUUGAAAUCCUCGCUUGGUUAGUCACGAUGAGGCACCGCCUGUUUUCUCUGUUCAUAUCUGAUUUUGAUUUGUUACUGUAGCAGAUUGAGAAAUUAAGUCUGCAGUUUUUCUUAAGAUUAAAUUGGACCACACAACAGCAUGUUUUUAUACUUGAUAUUGUUAUUUUAGCCAGUUUAAACCUUCUUAUAUAUUAUGCCUGGUGGUUUAAUGAAAUUUGCAUUAAUACAGCACUGAAAACUUCUUCACUUGAAGGUAUCCAGCUCAGCUUAUAUUGUCCGCGUCAUAUCAGGAUAUUGCUCAUGUGUUUCCAUGGUAACAAACUGUCUGGCCGAGGACCUGAACUGUCUGUCAGCAACGACAGAGUGUCCUCCCGUCCUGAUGGAGGAUGACAGCAAUCAAGGUCAAGGAAAGGAAGUCAAGGUUGACCAGGGUGAGACGGAUCCAGAUCAGAGCAGUGACAAGCCAACAUUGUCGAGUAAGAACCCGGUGCAGAACCUGAACGAGCUACAGAAGGGUUUGGUGUACGAGUUUGAGAGAGAGUCUGUGGAAGGCAGUAACAAGUCCUACACAAUGAGCGUUGAAGUGAGCGGCGAAAAGUUUGAGGGUACUGGUGCCAACAAAAAGCUAGCAAAAGUGGAGGCUGCCAAAUACGCCCUGUUAAAGAUGUUCAACAUCCUCCAUGUACCAGUUGUAAACGAGACACCUGUCAACAAAGAAGGUAUGCCACCGGGGGAAGGGACUGGCAAAAAGAGGAGGAAAAGGAAAAGCACCACACCCUUGGAGCUACUGAGUUCAACGGAUGGCAGCCAGGAAUCAACCGGGCCAGUCUACUCCUGUAAAAACCCAGUCAUGCUGCUCAAUGAGUGUAAAAAGGAACUUAAAUAUGAUUUGGUCCGAGAAUCUGCAGAGGGGGUGAAAGAACAAGACAAGACCUACACGAUGUCAGUAGAGGUGAAUGGUGAGACCUUCGAGGGCACGGCCAAGAGUAAGAGGCUGGCGAAGAUCGAGGCUGCAAAGGAGGCUCUGGAUAAAAUCUUUAAUAUCAAAGUGGUUCCAGAAUCUGAGAUGCCUGCUGAUCAUGUCAGUGAUAAUGAUGAUACAAUAGGGGAAGACAUGUUGGGAAAGCGACGUCACAGUAUCAUGGGGCCGGGUGGCAAACGUCGAAAACUUCACGGUCCACCUGUCCAGAAAAAUGCCCUGAUGCAGCUCAAUGAACUGAAGCCAGGUCUUGAGUUCCGGUUCGUCUCCCAGACCGGACCGGUGCACGCCCCGAUGUUCAUCAUGUCCGUUGAGGUCAACAGCACUACGUUUGAGGGAAAUGGAACAACAAAAAAGCUGGCCAAACUUCGUGCCGCGGAGAAGGCUCUGAAGUCUUUUGUACAGUUUCCCAAUGCGGCCGAGGCUCACAAGGCUAUGGGUCGUGAUAUUACGACUGACGAUUUUACUUCUGACACAGCAAACAACCCCAGUAAUGAACUGCUGUUUAAUGAUUUUGAAUCUCAUAACAUUAAUGCAAUGGGGAAUUUCCCUGCCAUGGAACAAAACGGUGCCAGCAAGCCGAAGAGAAAAGCUGCCGUUCCUGCUCAACCUGAUGGCAAAAACCCGGUCAUGAUUUUAAACGAACUUAGACCAGGACUGAAGUACGAAUACGUUGGGGAGCGAGGUGAAAGUCACGCAAAAAGUUUUGAAAUGUCUGUGACAGUGGACGGAGAAAUCUUUACGGGAUCUGGUCGCAAUAAAAAGAUGGCCAAAUCUCGCGCCGCCCAGGCAGCACUGACCAAGAUAUUCCACCUGGAGUUCCCCUACCCUCCAGGGAUGAAGAGGGACAAACUGAGAGAGAAGACACAGUUAAACACAGAUACAAGAAUAAUGAGAAGAAUGAUCAAGUUUCAUGUCAAAUGUAUGCAGCCCACUGGUGACGUCGCUUCAAAUGUACCCCAGGAACUUGCAGACCUUGUGGCGAAGCUUGUCCUGGAAAAGUUCAGUGAGCUCACAAAUGGCUUCACGAGCCCUCAGGCACGACGGAAGGUGCUUGCUGGUGUUGUCAUGACAACUGGGGAGGAUGCUACCAACGCCAAGGUGCUAUGUGUUACCACGGGAACCAAGUGUAUCAAUGGGGAGUACAUGAGUGAUAAGGGGAUGUCCUUGAAUGACUGUCACGCAGAAAUCCUAUCACGUCGCUGUGUGCUCCGCUUCCUGCAUGCAGAGCUUGCCAAACAUCUUUCCAAGGAGGAAGAUGUGAAUAACACUUCGAUAUUUGAUGAUCGUGAGGGGGGAGGGUUCGCACUCCGCGAGGGUGUGCACUUUCACCUGUAUGUGAGUACCGCCCCCUGUGGAGACUCGCGUAUCUUCUCGCCCCACGAAACAGCAAGUGAGCCUGGAGAUUCAGGUGACAAACACCCCAAUCGUAAGGCCCGGGGACAGCUACGCACAAAGAUUGAGUCGGGUGAAGGCACCAUACCUAUAAAGCCAUCGGCAGGCAUACAGACCUGGGAUGGCAUACUGGAAGGCGAGCGACUCCUCACCAUGUCCUGUAGUGAUAAGAUAGCACGCUGGAAUGUCCUCGGUAUUCAAGGAUCCCUGCUGAGCCACUUUGUACAGCCUAUCUACUUUGACAGUAUAAUCCUGGGGAGUCUGUACCACGGUGACCACCUGUCGCGGGCUGUGUGUACACGUCUGUCGGGUAUAGAGAAUAUCUUUGAGCCGUACCACCUCCACCAGCCAUACUUGAGUGGCAUCAGCAACCCUGAGAGUCGUCAGCCAGGAAAGGCACCAAACUUUGCAGUCAACUGGUGUUGUACAGAUUCUAGUGUCGAGGUGAUCAACGCUAUGACUGGCAAACUUGAGGAUGGCGGAGUAUCACGCCUGUGUAAAAAUUCUUUCUUUGAGUCAUUCUCAAAACUGUAUGGCUGUCUGCCAUCUUUAACCAGCCAGACUGUAGCUGCCAAGCCUAGAACAUACUUGGAGGCCAAGGGCUCCGUCAUCGACUACCAACUUGCCAAGUCGCAGCUCUUCAAGACAUUCCAGACGUUGGGACUUGGCAGCUGGGUGAAGAAACCCUUAGAACAGGACCAGUUCACACUGGACGAGACGCAGGUCUCUUCUCUUAGCUAACCAGGACAGUCAUCACAUAGUUAGGAUAGGACAUGAUAGGAAGUUGUAAGGUCAAAGUAGACUGGGCAUGACAGGAAGUGUAGGUUAAAAUAGACUGAAAUAGACUGGGCAUAACAGGAAGUGUAGGUUAAAAUAGACUGAAGUAGGCUGGGCAUGACAGGAAGUGUAGGUUAAACUAGACUGAAAUAGACUGGACAUGACAGGAAGUGUAGGAUAAAAUAGACUGAAGUAGGCUAGGCAUGACAGGAAGUGUCGGU
Messenger RNA from Mizuhopecten yessoensis (Yesso scallop), 3698 nucleotides. RefSeq names its product double-stranded RNA-specific editase 1-like. Lineage: Eukaryota; Metazoa; Mollusca; Bivalvia; Pectinida; Pectinidae. Gene Ontology annotation, biological process: RNA processing; adenosine to inosine editing. Gene Ontology annotation, cellular component: cytoplasm; nucleolus. The record is from RefSeq and is a predicted model, not a curated record. Gene Ontology annotation, molecular function: double-stranded RNA adenosine deaminase activity; double-stranded RNA binding; tRNA-specific adenosine deaminase activity. The transcript has 9 exons. Bases 637 to 3441 code for a protein of 934 amino acids.